AUGAGAGGCUGGGGCGAUGACGACCUGGAGGAUUUUGAGACAAAGGGAACGAAAAGACUCCGCGCCUCGCUGCCGGGUUGUGACGUGCACAUGGCAGAACCAGAACCUGAGGCCACCUCUCCCUCAGCCGGGGAGAAAACGGCCGCACAUCCUGCACAGCAGUCUUCCAAAAAGCGGCUCAAGAGGCCAAAAAUUUACUUUGGAACAAGAACGCACAGGCAGCUAGCGCAAAUUACGCAGGAACUGCGGCGAACAAGCUACAAGCACGUCAGGAUGACUGUACUGGCCAGCCGAGAGCACGCCUGCAUCCACCCGAUAGUGUCGCGCUCCGCCAACAAGAACGACGGCUGCCGAGAGCUCCGUGACCGGUACAACCAGGAGGGCUGCGGCUUCUUCUCGGGCGCCAGCCAGCGGCUGCACCAUCCCGAUCAGCUGGCGGCCUUGGGCCUGGAGGAGGCGUGGCCACUGGAGGAGCUGGUCGCCGUCGGCCGCCGUAUCCGUGCCUGCCCUUACUACGGCGCGCGCAACCUGAAGGAGGCCGCCGACAUUGUGUUCUGCCCUUAUAACUACCUGGUGGAGCCAGGCAUCCGCGAGUCGCUGGAGAUCAACCUGCAGAACCAGGUGCUGAUACUAGACGAAGCGCACAACAUCGAGGACAGCUCGCGGGAGGCGGCCAGCCAGACGUUCCAGCAGGCGCACAUCCAGGACGCCAUCAGGGACCUGGAAAAGUGCGGCAGCGGCGGCCGCAAGACGCAGGCCGAGUGUCGGGACAUGGCACGCAUGCUGUCACACAUCAGCCAGUGGAUGGAUCGACACUCAGACAAGCUGGACCAGUACCGCGAGUUCGACCGGUCGUCCAAGAUCCUGACAGGCACCGACAUGGUGGCGCACUUCACCAGCAUGGGCAUCGGAUACGACGCGUUCCCCGAGCUGCGAGCAUCUUUCACGGCCCUCAUGGGGGAGGAGUUGGAGGCCGGCGAGGAGGCGCUGAGGCAGCAGCAGCACGUGCAGCGGCUGACCAGCGGCACCACCGCCCUGCUGGGCAGCCUGCUGCGCGAGCUGGGCUUCAUCUACGGCGAGAACAUGAAGCACCGCGACGACUUCCGGAUCGCGCUGGUCCGCUCCAUGGCGCGUCAGCAGACGCCGAGCGCGCAGGGUGGCUGGCAGUCGGCCCGGCCGCGCGCCGCCCAGCCGGCCUGGGCGCUGGCUUUGCACUUCUGGUGCCUGAACCCGGCGGUGGUGUUCGCGCCGAUCGGCCAGGCGGCGCACAGUGUCAUCGUGGCGUCAGGCACGCUCUCGCCGCUCAGCUCGUUCGAGUCCGAGCUGGGCGUGCCGUUCCGGGUCAAGCUGGAGGCCAGCCACGUCAUCGCGCCCGAGCAGGUGUACGUGGCAGCCAUCAGCCACGGGCCGCAGGGCGGCUCGAUGAACGCCACGUACCGAAGCUCGGAGCAGUUCAGCUUCCAGGACGAGCUGGGCGGGCUGGUGCUCGGCGUGUGCGCCGCUAUCCCCAACGGCGUGCUCUGCUUCUUCCCCUCGUACUCCAUGCUCGACAAGCUGGCCAGGAGAUGGCGCGCGACAGGGCUGUGGGAGCGGCUGGAGGCGCGCAAGCCGGUGCUGUGCGAGCCGCGACGCUCUGGCGAUUUCAGUGAGAUGAUGCGCGAGUUCCGGCACCUGGUGGACGGCGACGAGGCCGGCGCCCUGCUGCUCGCCGUCUGCCGCGGCAAACUCAGCGAGGGCAUCGACUUCUCCGACGAUAGCGCGCGCGCCGUCAUCACAGUGGGCAUCCCGUACCCGAACGUGAAGGACAUCCAGGUGGACCUGAAGAAGCUGUACAACACGGCGCACGCCUCAAGCCGCGGCCUGCUCAGCGGUCACGAGUGGUACGGCAUCCAGGCCUACAGGGCGCUGAACCAGGCGCUGGGCCGCUGCAUCCGGCACCGGUACGACUGGGGCGCCAUCUUGCUGGUGGACGACCGGUUCGGGCGGCCGCGCGGCCUGGACGGCCUGUCGCGCUGGCUGCGCAGUCUGGUGCGCCAGCCGGCCGACUGGCUGACCGUCGCUGGCGCGCUGCGUCAGUUCGCCGCCGACAUGAAGCUCUGGUCCGAGGAGCAGCGCCGCCAGCGCCAAGCCGAUGCGACUGAAGCGGCCAGUCUGGUUGCCUCCGCGGCUGUUGUUGACGCCGAAUGUCCAAAGCCAUUCGCCGCCUCUAUCGCCACGCCACCGAUGUCGCCCGCCAGUGACCGUUCGCCGGGCCCGACAUCUGUCGUCGGGAUCGGGCAGUUCCAGUAUACCAGUCCGCGACCAGGUGGUGCUAAAGGCGGCCAGCAAGUGCUGUGUUUACCGGUGUCGAAGGCUCCGCGAGUGCCGGGCGCUCCUAGCCAGGAGAUCGUGACAGUGAACGGGGCACGCUUUUUGCGCCUCACAGACCAGGGGCAAUCACGGCUAGUACCGCUUCUGACACCGCACGGUGUGCCCGCGGCCGCCGUGUUGGAGACUGGACCGGCCUCUCCGGCGACUGGUGACGGUGCCGACCAAGAAAUGACAUUGCCGUCGGCAGAGAAGCGGCCCCGCCGUUCCAGCUCGAGCCCGGGAGAGCCCGCCCCGGAGGACGCUGCGCGGGCUCCCUCCCCGGUCCUUUUUGGAGACGGGGAAGGCGCAAACAACACGAACGCGGUCCAACCAGUUUCCGGCAGGCGGCCCAUGUUCCGGCCGGGGCGGCUCGCUGACCGCCGGUCGCAGGCGGAGACCCAAUCACCGGAGGUGGUCAGGAAGACGCUGUUGACAGCCGGGUGCACCGCGCGUGCUCGGCCGGCGACCCGGCGCACCAGGGGCGUCAUCUUCAUCAGCUCUGAUGAAGAGGACUAGCUGCCGCGGGCGCGGAGCUCGCGCCGCCACGGACGGCAGGCGCGUGGCUGGGAGCGGCACGGUAGGCUGCCGUCGACGGGCAGGCCAGAGCUGCAGUUGCCGGCGACGUGUGCUGCUCUGGACAGAAAAUACAGUGAGGGAUCUGAAAUGUUUUGUUUUUUUACCAGAACAUCUUGUAAUUGCGACGAAUUUGAUACACAAAUCCACUCAUCUCAGUGGCCGCGAUGAACUGUGGGUAACUUGA
Pollicipes pollicipes is the source of this 3109-nucleotide messenger RNA. Its product is annotated as Fanconi anemia group J protein homolog. Gene Ontology annotation, molecular function: hydrolase activity, acting on acid anhydrides, in phosphorus-containing anhydrides; DNA binding; ATP binding. Gene Ontology annotation, biological process: nucleotide-excision repair; double-strand break repair involved in meiotic recombination. Gene Ontology annotation, cellular component: nucleus. The record is from RefSeq and is a predicted model, not a curated record. NCBI's taxonomy places the organism in Eukaryota, Metazoa, Arthropoda, Thecostraca, Pollicipedomorpha, Pollicipedidae.